AUGUCUGGAAUGGAUUUGCCCCCGCAGGCCGCGGACGAUACGAGAGUCCUCGGCCAGGAUCCCCUCAUCCCUCCGGCACUUCUCACCUCGGAGAUUCCCAUGACCGCCUCGGCCGUAUCGACCGUCGUCAAGGGACGAAACGAUGCCGCCGACAUCGUCAUGGGCCGCAGCGACCGACUGCUUGUCGUCGUCGGCCCCUGCUCCAUCCACGAUCCCGCUUCCGCUCACGAGUACGCGAGCCGGCUCAAGGACCUGGCCGAGAAGAUGUCGAAUGAUCUGUGCAUCGUCAUGCGCGCCUACCUCGAGAAGCCUCGCACCACGGUUGGCUGGAAGGGGCUCAUCAACGACCCGGACAUUGACUCUUCCUUCCAGAUCAACAAGGGCCUGCGCGUCUCCCGCCGGUUGUUCGUCGAGCUUACCUCCAACGGCAUGCCCAUCGCGAGCGAGAUGCUCGACACAAUCUCCCCCCAGUUCCUGGCCGACUGCAUCUCCGUCGGCGCCAUCGGUGCGAGGACGACCGAGUCCCAGCUCCACCGCGAGCUCGCUUCCGGCCUCUCCUUUCCCGUCGGCUUUAAGAACGGCACCGACGGCAACCUCGGCGUCGCCAUCGACGCCAUCGGCGCUGCCGCCUCCAAGCACCACUUCAUGGGAGUCACGAAGCAGGGCCUGGCCGCCAUCACCCGCACCAAGGGCAACGAGCAUGGCUUCGUCAUCCUCCGCGGCGGAACGAACGGUCCCAACUUUGACAAGGAGAGCGUUCAGGCGGCCAAGAAGGCGCUCGCCGAAAAGGGCCAGAAGCAGGCCAUCAUGGUCGACUGCUCUCACGGCAACUCUCAGAAGAACCACAAGAACCAGCCGAAGGUGUCCAAAGUCGUCAGCGAUCAGCUUCGUGAGGGAGAGAGGGCCAUCAUCGGCGUCAUGAUCGAGUCCAACAUUAACGAGGGCAACCAAAAGGUGCCCGCCGAGGGCCCCUCGGGCCUCAAGCCCGGCAUCAGCAUCACCGACGCCUGCAUUCACUGGGACGACACCGUCUCGGUGCUCGAGGACCUGGCCGACGCCGUUCGCGCCCGUCGGGCAGUCAAUGGCGACGCGCCCAGCGGCGAGAAGGCCAAGGUAAGCAUGCUGGAGGAGGAUUGA
Molecule: messenger RNA, 1137 nt
Organism: Drechmeria coniospora
Lineage: Eukaryota; Fungi; Ascomycota; Sordariomycetes; Hypocreales; Ophiocordycipitaceae
Product: phospho-2-dehydro-3-deoxyheptonate aldolase
Exons: 3
Coding region: 1-1137 (378 amino acids)
Biological process (GO): aromatic amino acid biosynthetic process
Cellular component (GO): cytoplasm
Molecular function (GO): 3-deoxy-7-phosphoheptulonate synthase activity
Source: RefSeq, a predicted model, not a curated record